UUUUACUGCUUCUGCAAUCAAAUCCCAAAGACUGAAAAGAUUAGCAAUUAUCUCUGACUCAUGAUUUUAUUAGGAUUUGUUUACUAUUCUUCUCUGAUAAUGAUAAUAAUGAGCUCACCUCACCCUUUUAUUCUUUACUUUUUCUUAUUAUCCUUCAUAUUUUACUAUAAAUUCAUUAUCUGCUAAGUCAGGAAAUCGAUAUAUAAGUAUCCCCAGUCAUAACUUGUAUUGACUUCACAAGGAUUAUCACAUUACAUUACGUUACCCUUGCUGCCUUGUUUUUCUUCUUGUCUUGUUUGUUCUUCUUUUGGCAUUCUUUUCUUGCUAGCUAGUUUUCUCUUUUUUUCCUCAAAGUUUCCUUUUCUUUUUGUGUUUUGUUGAGUUGGUUAGACAUUGUGGUGUGUUCUUUGAAGGUAGUUAUGGCCAUCUCUUCUUCUUCCUUACCAUCAAUGGAGUUUGAUUUUGAUGAGAAACCACAUGUGUUAGCUGUUGAUGAUAGUUUGAUAGAUCGCAAAGUCAUUGAAAGGUUACUUAUCAACUCUACAUGCAAAGUGACCACAGCAGAAAACGGAAAGAGAGCAUUGGAGUAUUUGGGCUUAGCUGAUGGACAACAUCCCAGUCAUAGUGAUUUGAAGGUGAAUAUGAUCAUCACCGAUUAUAGUAUGCCAGGAAUGACAGGUUAUGAGCUGUUGAAAAGAAUUAAGGAAUCACCUACCAUGAAGGAGAUACCGGUGGUUGUAGUGUCAUCUGAGAACAUCCCUACACGAAUUAAUCAGUGCAUGGAGGGAGGAGCUCAAGAAUUCUUGCUGAAGCCUCUUCAGCUAUCAGAUGCGACAAAGCUGAGGUGCCAUAUAAAAAAGCUGAAUAAUUAAUCGAUAUUACAAGGGGGCUAUGCAGGAGAAGACGAACAUGCAUAAAAGAUAUCAGAAAGAGAGACAGGAAGGGGAAAAUGUUGAAUUGGAGGCGUAAUUCUAGGGCUACUGCAAUCAAUAGAAGUUGUUUAACUUAUGUGGGCUAUGCAUUUCACUGUUUCAUCCCUUUUGUAGAUCUUAUGUGGUUAUCUAUUAGAAACUUCUAAUGUAAGAACAAAGUUGUUUACCUUCCACUUCUGCUUAAUAGGCAUUUGC
This is a messenger RNA of Populus nigra (black poplar), 1127 nucleotides long. RefSeq names its product two-component response regulator ARR17-like. The coding region runs from base 420 to 872 and encodes 150 amino acids. Lineage: Eukaryota; Viridiplantae; Streptophyta; Magnoliopsida; Malpighiales; Salicaceae. The transcript has 5 exons. Gene Ontology annotation, biological process: cytokinin-activated signaling pathway; phosphorelay signal transduction system. The record is from RefSeq and is a predicted model, not a curated record.